Messenger RNA from Vanessa tameamea, 734 nucleotides. RefSeq names its product calcium load-activated calcium channel. Gene Ontology annotation, cellular component: endoplasmic reticulum membrane; cytoplasm; endoplasmic reticulum. Bases 154 to 705 code for a protein of 183 amino acids. Gene Ontology annotation, biological process: endoplasmic reticulum calcium ion homeostasis. Gene Ontology annotation, molecular function: calcium channel activity. The transcript is spliced from 5 exons. The record is from RefSeq and is a predicted model, not a curated record. Lineage: Eukaryota; Metazoa; Arthropoda; Insecta; Lepidoptera; Nymphalidae.
ACUUGACAGUUGACACUAGAUAGGAGACUAGAAUUGAUUGAAAAUGAUAUUUUAAUAAAAGUGUUCGCAUUACAUACAUUUCAAUUUUGUAUAAUUUAAGAAAUCCUUUUAUUAUACUUACGUGGCAUAGGCAAUAUAUUUAAAUUUACCAAUAUGUGGGGCGAUUCUUUGUUAAUAGUCUUUAUUUCAAUAUGCACUGCAUUUUUGGGAGAAGGAUUGACCUGGAUUUUAGUAUAUCGAACCGAAAAAUACCAGAAACUAAAAGUUGAAGUUGAGCGCCAAAGCAAAAAACUGGAAAAGCGUAAGGAAGCACAUGGAGAUUCUUUAGAUAAGCAACAUAAGAAAAAAAUAGAACGAGAAGAAGAAAGGCUUAAAAACAACAAUAGAGAUCUUUCUUUAGUUAAGAUGAAGUCAAUGUUUGCAAUUGGUUUUGCAUUCACAGCAUUGCUGAGCAUGUUCAAUAGCAUAUUUGACGGAAGAGUUGUUGCUAAGCUCCCUUUCUACCCUAUUUCCUGGAUUCAGGGAUUGAGUCACAGAAAUUUACCAGGAGAUGACUACACUGAUUGCUCAUUUAUAUUUCUUUACAUUUUAUGCACUAUGAGCAUAAGGCAAAAUAUUCAAAAGCUAUUAGGUUUUGCUCCAUCACGUGCAGCUUCUAAGCAAGGAGGUGCUUUAUUUGCAGCUCCACCAGCCCAAUUUAAAUAGGAAAAUUCAGUAAUAAGUAAAUGAUUAAA